AAUGCUUGGCUGAAUCUGAACGUGUUCUUAAAGUGUUGGGGAUGAGUUAUUUAGAGAAGGCUGUUGACUAUGAUGCUUUAAAUGCUUCAGAAAUGCUUUAGGGUCGUAAAUCUGCUAUGCAUUCAUGUUCUUGGCACGAAAAAGCUAAGAAAUUGGAUAGAACACCAAAAAACACAAUUUGACCAGAAGGCAAAGGAAGCUAAACUUAAGGUUUUUGAAGCAAGAGGCAAGAUAAAGACUUUGAAGCAGAAAAUAAAAGAGGACACUGCCAAAGCUAUUGAUGCUAGGGAUGGGGAGCAGGAAGCAAUUGUUUCUCUUAAUAGAUCUGCUGCAGAGCAAGCUCAUGGAAAGCUGCUUGAAUCAGAGACAAUGCUUUUGAAAAUUGAUCAGACAGCUGAUGUUAUAAGAGUAGAGCCCAUCUUCACGGACUGCAGUGGUCAUAUGUAUUGGAAAUUGAAAUGCGCUGAUGAAUCUGAUGUACUGCAUCAAGAUGUUGGGAAAGGGGAUACUCUUACCUUAAAUGAAAAAUGGUUUGCUCUCAGUGCUGAAGAAAAAAAAGAAAUUGAGAAGAAUAUUACUACAAGGGGAGAGUAACAGCACCAGGUCCUCGUCAUUCUCUGAUUUUGGCAUCCUGACCGGAAUCUCCUACUCCCUCCGCCCCAAGGAAGAUGACCCCUUCCUUGGGCAACACGGGGUUUUAUGCAGCUUUAUUUUUGUGUGUUAAGUGGAGAGAGUAAAGUAAGAGAGUGGGAAUAUAAUGCGUCAUCUUGGCUGGGACAAACCAAAAAGGAAAAUGCGUCAUCUUCAGUGGGACGGAGGGAGUACAUACAGUAACUCAUAACAUGCUAACGUUGUGGGCAUUGGUUUCUCAUAACUACAGCAGUGUAGUAGGUACUUGUUUAGAACAUCGUCUCCUUUUUUCAUAUUCAAGACAAUAUAUGCAGUCAACCAACAUUCUUUGAUUACCUUUACCAGUCAAUGUACAUUUAUACCAUACACUAAUAUAUCUGUUGGGCGUUUGCAUUAUAUGUGAAUACAAAUUGGAGGUUUUUAAAA
Molecule: messenger RNA, 1056 nt
Organism: Salvia splendens (bonfire salvia)
Lineage: Eukaryota; Viridiplantae; Streptophyta; Magnoliopsida; Lamiales; Lamiaceae
Exons: 6
Coding region: 82-594 (170 amino acids)
Source: RefSeq, a predicted model, not a curated record